AUGCCUUUUCGGGAGAACCGAUCCCGCUGGGUGCCGGCGAUGGUCCCGCCUCUCCUAGCCUCUCCUCCGGGCGCGGCUGGAAGGGUCCGCGGAGCGGGGUGGGGCGGGGCGGGGCCGGGGUCGCUCCCGCUGCGGCAGAGAGUCCUGCCGAGGCAGAGGGUCCGGCCGAGGCAGAGGGUCCGGCCGAGGCAGAGGGUCCCGCUGCUGCAGAAGGUCCGGCCGAAGCAGAAAGUCCGGCCGAGGCACAGGGUCCCGCCGCUCCUCGCCGUCCUGGCCAUGCUGCCGGCGCGCCUCCGCCCGGGGCGGCUGCUGUCCGCCGCGCCGCUCCGCCCGCCCGCGCCGCGGGGAGCCGCGGCCGCCGGGGAUCCCGCCCGGAGCCCGGGCACCACCCGCGCUGAGCAGGCUCACAAGGUGGCUGCAAGUUACAAACCUUCGAAGUUUGACAAAAAAAUCCUCCUCUGGACUGGACGUUUCAAGACAGAAGAAGAGAUUCCUCUGAGGAUCCCGCCAGAGAUGAUAGACAAGGCAAGAAACAAAGCUCGAGUGAAAGCCUGUUACAUCAUGAUUGGGCUCUCAAUUAUUGCCUGUUUUGCGGUGAUUGCUUCAGCUAAGAAGGCUGCCGCACGUCAUGAAUCCUUAACGAGCCUGAACUUGGCAAAGAAGGCCAAGUGGCGGAAGGAGGCUGCGCUGGCCGCGGAGGCAAAGACCAAGUAACUCCGUCUGAAAUGCUCAAUGUCCUCGGAAAAGCAAAAUUAACUGCUGCUGAGAGCAAGUAGUGAGUGUCACCCCUAAAUGGACAACUGCAGUAUGCACACCCUAGAGCCAGUAAGGGCAGCCACAGCAUCACAAAAAAGAAAGAAAAAAUGACUUUCAUUAGGAAGAUAUUCAGGAUACUUGGUCCAUAUAAUUAAAACUAUUUAGAAUGUUUUGCAUAUGAUUAAAAGCAGUAAUUAGUUUUAAAGGGGAUGAGGUAGUUUCCUAAGAAUGUCAGGUACCUUUGGUUAGAUAACCACAAAAUAUUUACACCCAAGAAAUUUUCUGUCUGGUGACAGUGCAUAGUUUUUCAGUGCACAAAUUGCCACUUGAAAUUCACUGGCAUCAAUGCUGUAUUCAGAAUGGUAUUUGCAUUUUUUAGCUUUAAGAAGCAACACUUAUUGAAUCACUAAAUAAAUACAGUAAACAUCUGUAAAAUAGGUUUUAUUGGUUUCUGUAUGGUAUUUGGAGAUUUAACAUUCCAUAAUAUUGCAUACUACUAAUAUGUGUUCUGUUACAGUAAUGGGCCUUUGGCCUGGAUUUAAAGAUGCACUAUUACUAUCUGAAGUUCAUACAGGUAAUUUAGUUUUCCCACAUUAUAUAUGUAAGACAUUGUGCCAUAAGUAACUAGAAUUUCGCAUUCCAGAUUUCAGUGAAAUCUUGAGGUCACAGUUUAAGUCCACGUAUCCAUCUGCAGACCUAUUACAAAAAUCCUCAGCUGUACAAUUUUAAUAAAUUUAAACCUACUGAGAAUUAAUCAUGGAGGAAAGACAAUAGUGCAUCUUUACUAUUUUUUUUAAAGACAGGCCCAACAAUAAAUAGUUUCCAGUUGCAAACUUGUUCUACAGCAAACAUUUCUGUGCCAACAUUAUUACUAUUUUCUGAUUGCUGCUAGGAACAGUGUGUAAAGCAAAUACUAGAAAAUUAAAAAGCUGUAUGAACCAAUCCUCAGACAAAAGUGCAACGAUGAAAAAAUUAGAUAUGAUUCAGUGUAACAAGAGUAGGGAACUAUUAAAAAAAAUCUUAUGCUCUGCAUAGUUGCAUAGAUUAGCUAGUUAGUAUUCACAUUUAGGCAGAACAAAUGGUACCCUUUUAAUUAAACCCAAACCCCUGUAUUUUUAAACAGACUUUGUAACUGAUGGGGCACUUCAGAUUGCAUAUAAAAUGCCAAACUUAACAAGAUUUUCAUAUCACAGUUUUGUUUCUCUCUCCAUACUAGUUUCAUCUGUUUAGGUAUCAUCAUAAUCAUGUCCCUACCUGCAAACAAGUACACCGGAGCUGACCUUAAGUCAUAAUCUCUGGUUUCAUUUUGUUCAUUUAUGUGCUUCUAACAAAGCAUGAUAUAAGCCCAGUGAUAAAAUAGGAGAGACCAUCCUUUAAACAAUUUUCGUUAUUAUUUUUCAACAAUAUCAGAGUAAACCAAAUGUUGAGUUUAAAUAGAUUUUCAUCAUCCUAAGUCCAUCAAUUUUAGUUCCCUUUCAAAUUGUUCCAUUUAAAUGUAUCAGAGGCAUGAAAUAUAGUUUGCCUAAAUGUGUAAAGUGCAGUCACUAACUGUCCACAAGCUAGAAUAAUAUAUCCACACAACUGAAGACAUUCUUUCAAAACAAAUAUAAUACUUUAAAUCUCCCCUCUUUUCUUAAUUUUCAAGUCUUUCAAUUAAGAUUUUCAUAGUUCAGAUUUGGUUUAAAUAAGAGAGGCUUAUAAAUGUAGUUUUACAGGGUUCUCCAAAUAAAAAGCAGGCACAGCUGGUUGUUAUCAAAACAAGGUUGUUAGAAACAAAGGAAUACCCUGUUACCUGAAUAAUUUUCUUACACUAGAACACUGAAAUUCAGCAUUUGCUAGUAACCUUGGUAGAUUUCCAUGAUUGUUACCCUGUUCUUUGAUAGAUGGGGAGUGGGCAGAUCAUGGGAAAGAAUGAGGGUUGGUGUAUGAAAACCUAAAACUAUGAGAGUAAAAAGGGCGUAAGUACAAUCACCUAACAUUAUAUGAAAAUUUGGCAGCUGUACUCAAUAUUAU
Molecule: messenger RNA, 2769 nt
Organism: Pyrgilauda ruficollis (rufous-necked snowfinch)
Lineage: Eukaryota; Metazoa; Chordata; Aves; Passeriformes; Passeridae
Gene: FAM162B
Product: family with sequence similarity 162 member B
Exons: 4
Coding region: 1-714 (237 amino acids)
Source: RefSeq, a predicted model, not a curated record